AUUCUUAAUUUCCUCUUAUCUUGAAAGCAUUUAUAGCCUGUAUUCAUAGCAAUAUUAGUUCUUACUUUGUACAGGCAUUUACAUUACAAAAUAAUUUAAGAAAAGUAGUAUGGAAGGCGACGCUGCUGAAAAUACAAAAUCCUUUUCGGGGAUACCAGAAGCUACUUUUGUCGACAAUGUAGAUGAAUUCAUGAAUUUACCAGAAAACUCUGGUGGAGUGGAAAAAGUAUUGAGAAAACUGGAUGAACAGCAUGGAAAAUACAAAUUCAUGGAGUACACAUUAAAUACUAAACGGAGGCGCUUACGUCAGCAAAUACCAGACCUGGCGAGAUCUCUCGAAAUGAUUGAAAAAUUAAAAACUCAAACUGAGGACACUGAGACACAAUUCCUACUAAGUGAUCAAGUAUUUGUAAAGGCUAAUAUCAAGCCAACAAAAUCAGUUUGUUUGUGGCUAGGAGCUAAUGUUAUGUUGGAGUAUACUUUAGAAGAUGCUGAGAAACUACUAACAACCAAUAUGGCUACAGCUAAGAAAAACUUGUCAUGUGUUGAGCAUGAUUUGGACUUUUUAAGAGAUCAAUGGACAACUACCGAAGUGAACAUGGCUAGAGUGUACAACUGGGAUGUGAAGAGACGUCAAGCCGCAAGAGCCUCUAGUUAAUAACUCAAUUAUAGCCUGUAUUCAUAGCAAUAUUUAAAUUUUUACUGUUUUUUUCAAAUAUAUUAUAAUACAAGUAUAAAGUCACAAUAUAUUUAAAAAUUAUAGCAAAAACUGUUGCCUUUUCUAAAUUGAUAUCAAUAUGUUCUUGUUUUAACAUUUUACCAUCAUCAAAUUAGUUUAAACUUUGAUGCAAUUAAAUUGUAAUUAAGUACUAAACAGUUUUUACUUAAUUGCUGAAGACGAAAUUUUAAUAAAAUAAAUAAUGAUCACUAUCUUCA
This is a messenger RNA of Aricia agestis (brown argus), 936 nucleotides long. It is a transcript of the gene mgr, whose product is annotated as prefoldin subunit 3. The transcript is spliced from 4 exons. The record is from RefSeq and is a predicted model, not a curated record. Gene Ontology annotation, molecular function: tubulin binding. Gene Ontology annotation, cellular component: prefoldin complex; cytoplasm. Gene Ontology annotation, biological process: protein folding; microtubule-based process; tubulin complex assembly. The coding region runs from base 110 to 658 and encodes 182 amino acids. Lineage: Eukaryota; Metazoa; Arthropoda; Insecta; Lepidoptera; Lycaenidae.